Molecule: messenger RNA, 1702 nt
Organism: Oldenlandia corymbosa var. corymbosa
Lineage: Eukaryota; Viridiplantae; Streptophyta; Magnoliopsida; Gentianales; Rubiaceae
Source: the annotation of a GenBank genome assembly
UGCAGAUUAAACUACUAAAGAGAGAGACCAUUUCAAUAAUUUAAACUCUUUAAUUUAUUUAAGGAAAUUCACAUUUGGACCCCAAGAAUAUUUGUCCACUAAGUACCAAAAGCUGCCUUUUAUUACAAGGAGGAUUAGAGUAAGAAAUGUACGAAGGUGACGAAAGGAGAGGAAUAUUGUAGAAUAAAUCAUACACAUCGCAAAAGCUUUAGCAUCUAUACUAUUCCUCCUGAUCAUCACUUUUUCUAUCAUUACUGUCAGCAACAAAACAAAAGCAUCAGAACAAACAAAUGAAAAUCGCAUAACUAAAAAUAAAAAUUGUAGUCAACAAAACCCCUCCAAAAAAAAAAGAAAAAGAGAAUGCUAAGACUAAUCCUUCAAGAACACUCCAAUAAAUCCAUCUUCUUAACUGAUGUCCGACUCUAUUCUCUAUUGUUUCUGUUAUUGUUUUCCACCCAAUUUCACCAUAUCAUAGCCACCAUCUUCAUUUACAACGGAUGUUCCCAAGAAAAAUACCAACCAAAUUCACCCUACGAAACCAACCUCAACACUUUACUCUCUUCCAUCGUUAACUCAGCCUCACAAACCCUUUACAACAACUUUGCCUUAGGAAACGACACCUCCUCCUCCUCGUCGGCCCAGCCAGAUGGCGCAACCUUCUGUUUAUACCAAUGCCGGGGCGAUUUAAAGCCGGCCAAUUGCGCGACAUGUGUCGCAAGCGCAGUAAGCCAGAUAAACCUAAUCUGCGCUUAUAGUUAUGGAGCAACUUUGCAACUUGAAGGGUGUUUAUUGAGAUACGAGCACUUUGACUUCCUUGGGAAGCAAGAUACCAGCCUUAGGUUCAAGAAAUGUAGUGCAAGUGUGAGUAAUGAUGGGGAGUUUCUGAGGAGAAGGGAUGAUGUUAUAGCGGACUUGAUGACGGGUGCGGUUAACUCGGCUUUUCGGGUUAGUAGUUCCGGUUCGGUUGAAGGUUACGCACAAUGUGUUGGCGAUUUGAACCAGGCCGAUUGUUCUGCGUGUUUGGCUAAUGCUGCGGCUCAGUUGAAGACUCUUUGUGGCGCUUCGGCAGCUGGUGAUGUAUUUUUGGCACAGUGUUAUAUUAGAUACUGGGCUGCUGGAUACUAUGAUUCUUCCUCACCAGAUUCUUACAACGAGGACGAAGUAGGGAAAACGGUAGCCAUAAUUGUGGGAUCCGUAGCUGGGGCGGCCGUUCUUAUUGUAUUUCUUUCCCUUUGCCGAAAGGUUUUUGGUAAGUUCCCUUUGGCCUAAUUCUUUUUCUGAUAAUCGAUUUCUUUCGUGGAUUUCAAUAUUAUCGUUUAUCUUAUCAACAAACUAAAGCUGUAUGAUUCCCGAAUCUCAUGCAAAUUACAAAUUACAAAUUAAUAUUGCAGCCACCGGAAAAUGAUGUUGGCAAGUUGCUAGAAAAGGGGAACUCCACUUACCUUGUCCCGGGGAAGAGAAUCUCGUCAUCAUCAUUUCUUCUUUCUUUUAGCCUUUAUCAUCCAUUUCUUUUUUAGUUCAGAAGAAAUUCUGGCAUAAGGUUUUCAAUUAUUUCCACGGUAUUGCACACUUAUCAACAAGCGCGGCCCUUUACAAUUUGAUGGUACUUUUUUCCAGUAUGACUAAUGUUUAUUUUACAUUUUUUCGAAUAUAUCUUUAUUAGAGUUACACCCACUUUAACAAUUUCAAUACAACAUCGAUA